Salvia miltiorrhiza (redroot sage) is the source of this 2874-nucleotide messenger RNA. Its product is annotated as putative late blight resistance protein homolog R1B-16. The transcript has 2 exons. Gene Ontology annotation, biological process: defense response to other organism. Gene Ontology annotation, molecular function: ADP binding. The record is from RefSeq and is a predicted model, not a curated record. Bases 227 to 2794 code for a protein of 855 amino acids. NCBI's taxonomy places the organism in Eukaryota, Viridiplantae, Streptophyta, Magnoliopsida, Lamiales, Lamiaceae.
GAGAUCCCUUCGGAGGUGGGAGAGAUAAACACGCUCAAACUCAUUCAUUUGCAUCACUGCUCUGGAUCUGCGGCCAUUUCAGCAUUGGAGAUUAAGAAAGAGAAAGAGAGCUUUGGGAAAUGAUAGUUUCUGGACUCCGUCAAAGACGCCGGCGCAACUUAGCAUAACCAUCUUUCAGAUUCAUCAAAUUUCAAUUACAGUCUGCUGCUUAAUCGAAGGAUUUGAGAUGGCAGCUUAUGCAGCUCUGGUUUCUGUGAUGAACAUCAUUGAGCAGAUGAUGAGCCAUCCUCGCCUUUCAACUGCUCUCGACAAGAAACAGAUUGAAUCCCUUGGGGCAAAGGCUGAUGGCUUGCUCGAAUUGAUUACCAACACUAAUAUUGACGGAGGUAACAAAGAAGCAUCAGAUCUGGAGAGUCAAAUCGCAUCUGCAGCUCACGCAGCUGAAGAUGUGAUUGAAUCGCACAUUGUCGAUCAAAUUCCUGCUGGAUCCUGUCAAGCAAGUCAUGGAUGCUCUUUGUUGGAUCUGCAACAAAUAAUUGAAGAAAUGGAUGGUAUAAUGAGAAAGGGUGCUGAGCUCAAGGAGAAAUGGCGAGCGAGAGAGGAGCAAGCUGCACAUGAUGACAUGGAUGUUGUGGAGGAGAAACAACCUCUCACCACCACCACCGGAAAGGCUUCUCCGGUGGGACUCGAAGACGACGUGAUCAGCAUCAUGGACAAGCUCACCAUACAUCAACCCAAGCAGCAAAUUAUCUCGAUUGUUGGGAUGGGCGGCAUGGGUAAGACCACGCUUGCUCUAAAUGUUUAUGAAAAUUCAUUCAUCAUGGAACACUUUGACAUUCGUGCUUGGGCUACUGUAUCUCAACAAUACAGUGCAAAAGAAAUCUUUUCAAAACUUCUCUCUAGCAUAGGGCAAAGUGGAAAUGAAAAUGAUUUAGGGCUAAAGUUGCAUCAGACUUUAUGUGGUAGAAGAUAUCUGAUUGUAUUAGAUGACAUAUGGAGUGUCGAAGCUUGGGAUGAGGUGAGGCGUUACUUUCCUGAUAAUGGGAAUGGAAGUAAGAUCGUUUUAACUACUAGGUUGUCGGAUGUGGCUAGUGGUUGUGGCUCUAGAUCUUGCAUCACAAUGAAACCUUUAGAUGAGGAUAAAAGUUGGGUGUUGUUUUGCAGAAGCGCUUUCCAGCAAGAACAUUGCCCUUAUCCUCAACUAGAAAGUGUGGGAAAUGAGAUUGUUAGAUUGUGCAGAGGACUACCCUUGUCAAUUGUUGUGAUUGGAGGGUUUCUUCUCAAAUCGCCUAGGACUGUAGGAUUCUGGAAGGAGUUUGCCAAGAAUAUAAAAUCAAUCCCCAAUUCAACAGAGAAGCAAGAGAUCUUAGAUGUUUUAUCUUUAAGCUAUAAUCACUUGCCCCCUCAUCUGAAACCAUGUUUUCUUUACAUGGGGAUUUUCCGGGAGGACAGUGAGAUUCGUGCAUCACGAAUCAUCAAACUUUGGGUUGCUGAAGGAUUUAUCAAACCGAAGAGAGCUCAAAUGUUAGAAGAGAUUGCAGAGGGGUACUUGAAUGACUUAGUCGACAGGAAUCUUGUUCUUGUUGGCAGACAUCGAUCUAAUGGGAAGAUUAGGUCUUGUCGACUUCAUGAUCUGAUAAGAGAUCUGUGCUUGAAAGUCUCUGAGAAAGACAAUUUCUUCUGUGCCGAAAGGGCACCCAACAACAUAACAAAGGAGCGUCGCUUCAUAUGUCAUGACUUCAUCAUGAGUGCUGAUGGUCUGAAAUCAGCGCAGCUUCUUCGUUGUCUGGUAUGCAGAGGGUACAAGCUUCCGGUUGUGUUUAAGUUGUUGAGAGUUUUGACUGUGGCUAGCGAUUGUUCCACGGAAGAUGUAAUGCAGAACUUGAACCUGCGGUGCCUUACUUUCCAACCUGCAAUAUCCUUGGUGAGGCUUCCUUCUUCAAUAUCCUUCAUUUGGAACAUGCAAACAUUGACAAGUGAUGCGGAACUUGUCGUUGCACCAAUUGAAAUUUGGAGCUUGUCACAACUUAGGCAUGUGGAGUGCACACAGAUUUAUCUUCCCCAUCCUCCUCCAAAUGACUCUGUCAUGGGAAACUUACAGACAUUGACAAAAGCAGUAAAUUUGAGGUUGAGUGAGGAGGUGUGUAAGAGAAUUCCCAACACCAACAAAUUGCAUCUAAUCUACGAUGAUGAGUUGGAGGGAUAUGAUGAUUGCUUGUUCGACCAUCUCCACAAUCUUGGCAGCCUACGUAAACUUCAAUCACUAAAGCUAGUUUCCACCUUUGCUAACCGAUCCUCAUGCAAUGCAGAUCGGCUCAAGUGUGCAUUUCCGGUAUCUCUGAAGAAGCUGUCACUGAAAAACUGCAGUCUUGUCUGGAAUGAUGUAACAAUCAUUGGUUCUUUGCCCCAAUUAGAAGCUCUCAAGCUAGAAGAUUCCGUCAAGGGACAGAACUGGAGUCCGGUUAACGGGGAGUUUCUCCGCCUUAGAUUAUUGAGCAUUGACAGUUGUGAUCUGAGAUGUUGGGAUGCAGACAGCUCCCAUUUCCCAGUUUUGAAGAAGCUUAGUCUGGAGGGAUUGAAGCACUUGGAAGAGAUCCCUUUGGAUAUUGGGGAAAUUCCGACGCUUGAAUUUAUCAGUUUGCAUGGUUGCAGUGAGUCUGCUGAAAUUUCGGUAAUGAAAAUGAAGGAAGAACAAGAGAGUCUAGGAAAUGAGGGCCUUCAAGUUCGAAUAGCUAUGAGUAAGAGACAAAAGAUCAACUUUCGCACACUGACGUUAGAUUAUCUCUACGAUUAGUUACUCUUCAUCAAGAAUUCCCAUUUUUAUUUUAAGCCUUGUUAUUUUUCGCAGAGGAAAUGAAAUUGUCAAUUUUGCUA